Messenger RNA from Marchantia polymorpha subsp. ruderalis, 3585 nucleotides. The record is from the annotation of a GenBank genome assembly. NCBI's taxonomy places the organism in Eukaryota, Viridiplantae, Streptophyta, Marchantiopsida, Marchantiales, Marchantiaceae.
UUUCGUUUGCUUUCGUCGACGGCUCUGGACAGACAUAGACAGAGAGAGACGGACGGACAUUUUAAACUUGAAGGAGUUGUGAAUGGAUCGAUGUAUCGAAUGCUGCGCGGCUUACUGCUCGCUCAAAGUGGCAGCGUCCGAAGCUGAUGAUGUCAGGCGGCUUUCUGCGAAUGAAGAUCCGAGUCUGUGGCAUUAAAUUCUGGCAGCACGAAACUGCUUCGAGCAUUGCUGUGCGGAAUAUCAUGAUCUGACUCCGAGUUGUUCAAAGAAGCAAUUGUGUCGAAUCGGUGCUUCUUUGGUGGAAGGAUGUUGCCCACAGUGCUUAUGGUGGCUGAGAAGCCCAGCAUUGCUCUGUCAAUCGCUACAAUUCUUUCUUCGCGGCAGAUGAAUACAAGAAGAUCCUUUCUAGAAGUACACGAGUUCGAUGGCAACUUCAGGGGCUCCAACGUGCGAUACAAAGUUACUUCAGUUAUUGGUCAUGUCCUUAGCAUCGACUUUCCUCCAAAGUAUCAGAAUUGGGACACAACAAACCCCUUUGACCUCUUCGACGCUCCAACUAUAAAGUCAGAAGCAAACCCGAAGGCUCAUGUCUCGAAGCAUCUCCAGCAAGAAGGUCGCUCCUGCGAUUAUCUCGUCCUUUGGCUGGAUUGUGAUCGAGAGGGUGAAAACAUAUGUUUUGAAGUGAUGGAUAUUGUUGUUCCCGUUAUGAGGCGGACUGUUCGCCAGCAAGUUUUUCGAGCACGAUUUUCUGCAAUCAGUGAGUCCGAUAUAAGAACAGCAAUGAGCAGUCUAGUGGAGCCAAAUCGAAAUGAGGCAUUGGCAGUUGAUGCCCGACAAGAAGUAGAUCUGAAAGUUGGUGUGGCAUUUACACGUUUUCAAACCCGCUUUUUUCAAGGCAAAUAUGGCAACCUUGACUCCAGUGUCAUCUCGUAUGGACCGUGCCAGACCCCUACGCUUGGCUUCUGUGUGGAUCGUCAUAUUCGUAUAACCACCUUUACUCCAGAACCUUUUUGGGUAGUGCGUCCACAUGGCUCUAAGAGUGGUCAACAAUUAAUGUUUGAGUGGGACCGAGGAAGAGUUUUUGAUCGAGAGGUAGGGGUGAUGUUUCAAAAGAUGGUUAUAGACGCUGGUUCUCUCAAAGUCACUGCUGUUAGUAAGAAAGAGGAGAGAAAAGUUCGUCCGAACGGUCUGAAUACGGUUGACAUGCUGAAGGUCGCUUCAAGUGCACUGAAUAUGGGUCCACACCACGCAAUGCAAAUUGCUGAGCGGCUUUACACCCAAGGAUAUAUCAGCUAUCCACGAACCGAGAGCACGUCAUAUCCAUCGAGUUUUGAUGUGCGGGGUGCGUUAGCACUGCAGCGGAAUCAUCCAAUCUGGGGCGAUUAUGCCCAAUCGUUGAUUGCUAGUGGCUCUUAUGUUCCAAAGGCAGGGGUAGAUGCAGGUGACCAUCCCCCAAUAACACCUAUGCGGUGUGCCACUGAGGCAGAAUUGGGAGGUGAUGCUUGGAGGCUCUACGAGUAUGUCACUCGCCACUUUCUUGGUAGUGUCAGCCCUGACUGCAAGUUCAUGAGGACAAAGGUUCUGCUCUCAGCCGGAGGAGAGAAAUUCUCCAUAGCCGGAAGGAAUGUCAUUUCUCCUGGAUUCACUUCCUGUAUGCCAUGGCUUGCUGUUUCUGACGAAAACCUCCCCACUUUCACCGUAGGAGAAUCCGUAAAAUGCGGAGAAAUAGAACUUCAUCAGGGACGUACAUCACCACCGGACUACCUGACAGAAAGUGAACUUAUAUCAUUGAUGGAGAAGAAUGGGAUCGGUACAGAUGCAUCAAUUCCUGUGCAUAUUAACAACAUUUGCGAGAGAAAUUAUGCACAGGUACAAUCUGGACGACGCGUUGUUCCUACUGCGCUGGGAAUCACUCUCAUUCGAGGAUAUCAGUACAUUGAUGUGGAUCUGUGUUUACCAGAUAUUAGACGAUUUAUUGAGCAACAGAUAACGCUGAUCGCGAAGGGUGACGCCGAUCAUGCUGCGGUUGUACAACAUUCUCUUCAAGAGUUUGCUACAAAAUUUAAGUAUUUUGUUUCGGAGAUUGCACGCAUGGAUGCUCUAUUUGAAGCUCAAUUUUCCCCUUUAGCAGACUCCGGUCGUUCCCUCAGCAAAUGCGGUAAAUGUGCCCGAUAUAUGAAGUACAUAUCAAUGCGACCGUCACGUCUCUAUUGUUCUGCGUGUGAAGAAGUAUAUUCGCUACCUCAAAAUGGUCAAAUCAAGUUAUACAAAGAGCUAACUUGUCCGCUGGACAACUUCGAGUUGGUGCUGUUCUCUUUGGCUGGUCCCGAUGGGAAGUCAUAUCCUCUGUGCCCUUAUUGUUACAACCACCCUCCAUUCGAAGUGGCUGGAAAAGUAUCUGGAGGUCUUCUCACUGCAAAGGAGCCUGCUGGGAAAGCUGGAGGAAUGCCGUGUACACUUUGCCCUCAUCCCACCUGUCGCCAUUCUAUGGUUAAACAAGGGGUUUGUGCCUGUCCUGAAUGCGAGGGCACUUUGGUACUUGAUCCAGUAAGUGCUCCUAAGUGGAGGCUGGAUUGUAACAAGUGUAGCUGUCUUGUAUAUCUGCCACAUAAUGCUCAUCGAAUAGCCACAACGGACGAGAGAUGUGAUGAAUGUGGUUCGACCCUCUUGGAGGUGGAUUUCAACAAAAACACAACACCUUUGAAAGACAAGGCCACUCUGCACAAGGCAUGUGUACUAUGUGAUGAUCUUUUGCACUCCCUGAUAGAAAUGAAACAUGGAAAGUCUUUCAUGCGAAGGCCUGGCGGACGAGGUAGGGGUCGAGGGAGGGGCAGGGGUGGACGCGGUCGGGGAAGAGCUAGAGGUGAAGAUCCGAAGAUGAGUUUUCGUGACUUCUAGGUCCGAGCGAGGAUUAAAUCUUGUGAUGGUCUAGAUGCAGAGCAACAUGGGGAAUAUAGAAAUCUGUCUAAACUUUUACUUUCACCUCCAAAUUAAAAUUUUUGAGCUUAGGUUACAUUUCUUGUAGUGCAGUUGGAAAUAUUCAAAAGAAGCUCAAUGCCUGUUCUCAAUAGUUACGUCCCAAAGGUUCAUCCCCUUUAAGUCAGCUUCCAACUCUUUCGUCCCGUAGAUCGGGAGUUUAGAGGAAGCAAUAUUGAGCCACUCACAUAAUGUAAAUUCUUUUCCCUAUAAGAUUCAAACUCAUAUUUCUUUUCAUUCUUAGUACACCUAUCGUACAAGACAAUUGUACAAAACAUCAUCCACUGUACAUGCUCACAUACUCAGAAAUGAACUUUUUAUAACUUCUUUGCACAUCCAUCGCCGCAGCGAAUGGGCAAGUAUGAAUGACAAGCUCAGAAUCAAGGGCUCUGUGAGAAUCAGGAUUCAAAAACUACUUGUCAUUUUGAACAGUUGUACAUCUCCCUUGAUAAUUCACUUCACCAGGUACAGAUGUGAUUCGAAUGUCUUCCCUAUCUUGAUUUUCUCACUACAGAACCCGCAUGUGGAGUCCAAUGUAGUUUAGUCAAGUCAAUGGACCAAUGUGGUUGUGCACCGACGCUCUGCCACAUGCACCACAACUUCAGUUCU